CUGGUGUAGCUGCUCCAUUCCAGGCUUACAGGAGAAGGAGGAGGAGGCACUUGCCACGCAUGCUGGAGACUCGAGCCUGCCUUGGCUCCCCUUGCUGCUGUGGUUGGUGGUGGCAAGGAAGACGACAGUGCAGCCAGGAUGGCUUUUCUGGCUUUGCCUGCCCAGUUGCUCCGCGCGAAGAGGAGGGACCACCUGCUGCAUGCUGGAGGCUAGAGCCUGCGACACUGCGGCUUGCCUCGCUGUGGUUGGUGGCAGCGAUGGGGACUGCAGAGUGCCGAAGCGGAUAUUUGACCUCUGACCAGCCAGCAUCAGUAGCCCACUGCUCCCUGGCCUGUGAGCAGCACCUCCAGCCUCUGCCCCUGCCACCCUCUCAACCAGAUGGUGGCCAACGCAGUGGCAGCGCUCUCAGAAAUCGCCGAGUCUCACCCCAGCAACAACCUGCUCCAUCUGAACCCACAGUUCAUCAACAAGCUGCUGACAGCCCUGAUUAAGUGCACCGAGUGGGGCCAGAUCUUCAUCCUGGACUGCCUCGCCAACUAUAUGCCCAAGGACGACCGCGAGGCCCACAGGUUUUCACUGUGUUGUCCAGACUGGUCUCACCCAAACUCCUGGGCUCAAGCAGUCCACCCACCUCAGCCUUGCCUGGCCUUGUUCUUUACAUGCGUUAUGUCAGUUAAGCCCCCAGCAACCCUGUGAAGUAUGCAUCAUCAUCUUGAUUCUAUAGAUGAGGAAACUGAGGCUCAGAGUGAUUUCAACUUGCUGGGGGUUAGCAGGCAGCAGAACCAGGAUUUAGAUCUUUCUCCUACAAAAAACAUGUUUGUUU
Molecule: messenger RNA, 823 nt
Organism: Gorilla gorilla gorilla (western lowland gorilla)
Lineage: Eukaryota; Metazoa; Chordata; Mammalia; Primates; Hominidae
Exons: 4
Coding region: 60-491 (143 amino acids)
Source: RefSeq, a predicted model, not a curated record